AUGAAUCCAGAAAAUUGUGUCUUGUGUCAACCAGGCCCUCCCGGCCAACCAGGACCGGACGGAUCACCAGGAUUCGCAGGACCAAACGGUUUCCCUGGAUCCCCUGGAGGUCUGCCUAUGAAUGCCCUACCAGGACUCGCCGGUCCACCAGGAGAUCCUGGGCCGCGUGGAAGGCCGGGCUCGCCGGGUGCGCCCGGCCCAGCUGGGAUAGCCGUUCGCAUAUGGGUUGGACGAAGCAGUCCUGGACCUCCAGGCCUUCCCGGCUCGCCGGGUCGUCCGGGUAGACCUGGUUGGUCAGGUUUGCCUGGAUUAGAAGGGAAAACUGGCGAUGCAGGAGAGGCUGGGCGUCCUGGUGCUCCUGGAAGAGAUGGACAAUCAGGUAUACGAGGUCACCCAGCUCCGCCAGCGAACGAUGGCGCUCCGCCUACAAAGGAUGGUGGCUACUGUCCUUGUCCGCCUCCUUCAGAGAAACCCAAGAGAAAGCACUACUCCCGCCACAUCUCGCUCUCUAGAAGGUUCCGAUCAGAACGGAAAUCAAUCCGCAACAGAGAAUCGUCCAUCGCAGUAAGGUGA
Messenger RNA from Ostertagia ostertagi, 573 nucleotides. The record is from the annotation of a GenBank genome assembly. Lineage: Eukaryota; Metazoa; Nematoda; Chromadorea; Rhabditida; Trichostrongylidae.